AACAUUUUAAAACUUUUUUACUUAAUUAUGAGACGGUUGAUGUUGAGGCUUGUCACUUGGGUCAGUGGUAGAGGCUCUAGUCUCACAUUUCACCUGCAGGAGCUGUAAAAUGUUAAUGCACUUGCCUUCAGUUGGUGCGUGUUCCUAAAUAAUGUAGUAAUUUUACCGUUUGUGUCAUGGUGUUCAAGCUCGAUCAAAUGUCAGCACAUCAAACAGAGGUCCGUCAGCUUAAAACCAACUCUUAUCCAGCUAUUGAAAUGUCAACCGCCGUUCAUUGACACAUUAUUUUUGCUCUUGGGUUAUUCAGGCAUCCUGGUGAGAAUGACUAUUACACCCAGUGUAAAGUCAAUAGAUUGACGAUAUACUUAGGGGGAAAGCUUCAUAGGGUUAAUUAAAUUUGCUUUGCACAGCUUCUGUAUGUGGUUACAGAACAUGCACAGCCCUUUGUGAUUGUGUUUUAGGUGUGUUGUGCACAGACUGAGUUACAGGAAGAGAAUAAUAGCAGAAACAUCAGAAAUCAGCAUUGUACAGUGGAACUAGUCAGUCUCGUUAACAAAAACAAAACCAAUCCUGAAAAACAAGAUGAGGAAAUCUGCUGCCAAAAACCGUGUCUCAAUACUUAAAGAGCGUGUCAUCACAGGAAGUUGCGGCUGCCUCUUUUCCUGUUCUUGUGGUCAAGUUUAAAGCGAGAAACACUUUCCUUCUGAGUUUUGGGGUCACACCCUUCUCGGGCCUGCUCCUCGGUGUCCGUUAGCAGCUGUCGGUGUGCAUGAGCGGAGGCGACAGGUGACGGAUUAGUGAGGGUGGAAGCAUCCAUGGAGGUUGCUGUGCUGUGAGCGACUCAUGGAGAGCGAGCCGGGUAUCGUGUCCCCGUUCAAGCGAGUCUUCCUGAAAGGAGAGAAGGGGAGGGACAAGAAGAGCCAGGAGAAAACCGCGGAGCGUAGGGCCCUGCACACCUUCUCUCUGUCUCAGCCCGACCACCGCAUCGACCCUGACAUCCUGCUGAAUGACUACAUUGAGAAGGAAGUCAAAUACUUGGGGCAGCUGACAUCAGUACCAGGAUACUUGAAUCCAUCAAGUAGGACAGAGGUCCUGCAGCUAAUUGACAAUGCUAGGAAGUCUCAUCAGCUGGCAGGCCAGCUGACGUCAGAGCAGGACGCCGUGGUGAGCCUCUCCGCGUACAACAUCAAGCUAGUUUGGCGAGAUGGCGAGGACAUCAUCUUGAGAGUGCCGAUUCAUGACAUCGCCGCUGUCUCGUACAUCAGGGACGACUCGCUUCACCUGGUGGUGAUAAAAAUGGCCCAGGAGUCUGGAGGGUCUCCCUGUCCCAGCUCGUGUCCCGACCUAAACAAAUCCCAGACUCUGAGCUCGCUGUCGGAGGGCGGAGCCGUGCUCGUGGAGGUCUGCUGUCUGCUCGUCCUGGCUGUCGACAACAAGCGGACAUCUUUUCUCCUCCAGGCUGCAGCGGAGGAGUUGUGUCUUCUGCUCAGCCACGUCUUUCAGAUCGUUUACACAGAAUCAACCAUAGACUUCCUAGACAGAGCUAUUUUUGAUGGGGCUACAACACCUACCAGAUACCCUUCUCUGCAUAGUGACGACUCUUCGUGCAGAGGAGACAUCAGCGAGACUCUGGAGGGAGACGCUUGCCCUUUUCCUUUCAAGAUGGCAGACGGGAACUCUCCAUCUGCGUCCGCCCCUGCGUCUCCUCAGGAGAAGACGGCGAGUGAAGGAGAGCUCAGCACCACCGCCGCAGAGCUGCUGCAGGACUACAUGACAACAUUGCGGACGAAGCUGUCCUCCCAGGAGAUCCAGCAGUUUGCUGCUCUGCUCCACGAGUACAGAAACGGUUCAUCCUUUCACGAGUUCUGCAUCAAUCUGAGAGUUCUCUACGGGGACAGCAGGAAGUUCCUCCUACUGGGUCUGCGUCCCUUCAUACCCGAGAAGGACAGCCAGCACUUUGAAAACUUCCUCGAGACGAUCGGGGUGAAGGACGGCCGGGGCAUCAUCACGGACAGCUUCGGCCGGUGCAAACGCGUGGCCAGCCCGGCGUCGGAUUCCAACGGCAACAGAGCGGCGGAAGGGAGCGGCGACACCACGGCGUCCGACGAGGGUCGGGAUGACUCGGAGGGCGACGAGUGGGACCGCAUGAUCACAGACAUCAGCAAUGACAUCGAAGCACUCGGCUGCAGCGUGGACCAGGAGGCUGUGACCCCCUGACACGUAGAAGUGAAGAUACGAAUACGGCACCGAUCCAAGAUCGGCUCCCAUGCGUAGUCCUCUGAUUGUGAAGAGGACGAUCCUAAACUCCACGUACACUCAGACCUCGCUGCGCUGCUGUUGAGACAACAAAUGCACUUAAGCGGAGAUGAGCGUUGGAAAUCGCUGGCUCGUUUAGCAUUUCAGAUGGAUUUCUAUCCCGACUUAUUUUUAAGAUGGUUUUAUAAUCGUUUACUGGCAGCAUCUGCCUCUGCCAUCUGUAAUGUAGCAACGGUCUGGGCUCGGUGCAGGAGCCUGGAGACGACACCUUUCUGUAGCUCUUCAGUCUCCUCCAUCACUUCCACGUGGAGUUGCAGUCAAAGUGUUUGUAUAAUUAUCGAUGUUCGGCUCGGUUUUUACACCAUCGUCUGUUAAUCAGUGUUUACUCCUUUGUGUGUGUGUGUGUGUGUGUGUGUGUGUGUGUGUGUGUGUGUGUGUGUGCGUGCGUGCGUGCGUGCGUGCGUGCGUGCGUGCGUGUGUGUGUGUGUGCGUGAGUGUGUGUGUGAGUGUGUGUGUGUGAGACAGAUCCAGGUCAUGGAUGGCUGAUGUACGUUUAUUUGAGUUUGAGUUUAUUUUUUACAUCAUCAUUCGAGUCAUUGUGAGGUUGUGCCUGUACCCUGCAGUACUACUAACAGACUGAUCGCUCAAAUGUGGUUAUUACAUAGUUAUUUACACGGACUCUGUUAGUUUUGCAGAAGUGCAUCAUGAAGUUGCAUAAAACACCUUUUUCCCUUA
Messenger RNA from Nothobranchius furzeri (turquoise killifish), 2991 nucleotides. RefSeq names its product CCM2 scaffold protein (gene ccm2). Lineage: Eukaryota; Metazoa; Chordata; Actinopteri; Cyprinodontiformes; Nothobranchiidae. Gene Ontology annotation, biological process: heart development; vasculogenesis. The record is from RefSeq and is a predicted model, not a curated record.